Molecule: messenger RNA, 792 nt
Organism: Notechis scutatus (mainland tiger snake)
Lineage: Eukaryota; Metazoa; Chordata; Lepidosauria; Squamata; Elapidae
Cellular component (GO): intermediate filament
Molecular function (GO): structural constituent of cytoskeleton
Source: RefSeq, a predicted model, not a curated record
CUCUUGAUAUCUUCUCCUUCUGCAUUACAGCACAAGCCUCAUCUUGCAUCACCCAGCCAUGCAGUCCCACUGUGCUCCAUCCUGUGCCAUCCCAAGCUGUAGGCCCGUCCAUGCCCUUGGCUCCUGUGGCAUCGGCAGUGGCUUUGGCAGUGGUGGUUUCGGUUUAGGUGGCGGAUAUGGCAUGAUGGGAUAUGGCGGUGGCUCUGGACUUGCCACCUCAGCCAGCAGUCUUGGUUUGGUUCCUGGUGUCCCCGUGUCCUGCAUCAGCCAGAUCCCUCCCUCCGAAGUGGUGAUCCAGCCCCCUGCGUUCUCUUUGACCAUCCCGGGACCCAUUCUGGCCUCCAGUUGUGAGCCUUUGGCUGUAGGGGGUUAUUCCCCAUGUUCCUCUGGAGGUUACGGUAUGUCCGGAGGUUAUGGCUCCUCCCGUUAUGGACUGGGAAGUUCCUGUGGGUACCUGGGGGGUGGCCGAUCCUAUGGGUCAAAGCGUAGACAGAGCGUUUGCGGAUACCCCUGCUGAACAUCAAGCCAAUUGUACGUGACACCUCCGACUCCAGGAAAUUGGGUCCAAUUUUCCCUUCGAGCCCGUUCUCCAGAAAAGCACAGCGCCUGUAUUUCAAGUCCAAACUACGAACUGCUUAGCACUCCUAAACCUCGUGCUUUGAACCUAGAUGUGCUUCUUCCUCUCUGAUGUUUCUAUGGCUUAAUGUGACUCCCUCCCUCCGUUGUGUUAAUGUAGAGCUGGUAUUUCAGGCCACGGAGACCCAAAACUGCUCCAUCUUCUUCUGUAUCAUC